This is a messenger RNA of Thamnophis elegans (Western terrestrial garter snake), 3478 nucleotides long. It is a transcript of the gene IFT74, whose product is annotated as intraflagellar transport 74. Lineage: Eukaryota; Metazoa; Chordata; Lepidosauria; Squamata; Natricidae. Gene Ontology annotation, cellular component: intraciliary transport particle B; centrosome; cilium. Gene Ontology annotation, molecular function: beta-tubulin binding. Gene Ontology annotation, biological process: cilium assembly; intraciliary transport involved in cilium assembly. The record is from RefSeq and is a predicted model, not a curated record.
AUAAAAUACGGGAAGGAACUAAAAUACGGGAAGGAAGGCGUGUUGUCUAAGUUCCGGAAUAAUAAAAGGAAAAGAGCACUUUAAUUGAUCGGCUUCCCGUUGCUACGAUACGGGCGCCGCGCGGGUGAAGCAGUUCGCUGGCAGCGACCGCUGCCUUGGCAUUUCGCGCGUGCUGAGAAUCAGAAAGAAAUUUGAAGAGUAGAAAUGGCGAGUAAUCAUAAACCUCCUACAGCACGUCCUUCUUCACGAAUAGGUCUGAGUGCCAGGCCACCUUCAUCCUCAUUGCGACCUCCAUCUGCAGCAUUACUUGGAGGAGGGAUGCCCCCAGGUACAUCCAGGCCUGGUACACGUGGUGGAUCCAUAGGAACUGGUGUGGUUUUGUCCUCUCAGAUUAAAGUUGCAGACCGUCCAGUGACACAGCAAGGACUGAGUGGAAUGAAAACAGGAAUGAAAGGUCCACAGAGACAAAUUAUGGACAAAUCCUAUUACCUUGGAGUGCUUAGAGGGAAAAUAAAUGAGCUUAGCGCAGAAAUCAAUAAGCUUCAGAAAGAAGUUGAUAUGUACAACCAGGAGAAUUCUGUCUAUCUGUCCUAUGAAAAAAGAGCAGAAUCUUUAGCUAGUGAAAUCAAAGAAUUUCAAGGACAGUUGGCAGACUACAAUAUGUUGGUAGAUAAACUUAACACAAAUACUGAAAUGGAAGAAGUAAUGAAUGACUAUAACCUGUUAAAAGCUCAAAAUGACCGUGAAGCUCAGAGCAUAGACAUUAUUUUUACAGAAAGACAGAGCAAAGAAAAACUAAUUCAAGCUGUGGAAGAUGACAUCCGGCAGGAGAAACAAGCGGCCGAAAAUAUAAUUAAAAAUAUGUCGGAAGAAGAUCAAACCAAAUACAUAGACAUGAAAAUGGCAAAUGAAAAGCUCUUGAAGGAAUUGUCUUCUUUACAACAAGAAAUGGAUGCUGUGAAUAUGAAAGAACAAGCUCUGGAAGCAGAAAUUACCCACUCUCAAAUUAAACAAGAGGCCUUACAGCUGUAUGAAAAGCUUCAUGGUCUUGAGGAACAUCGAGAUCAAAUGAUUGCAGAGGACAAGAACAUGGGAUCUCCCCAGGAGGAGAGAGAAAGACUAUUAAAACAGGUGAAGGAAGACAAUCAAGAAAUAGCAAGCAUGGAAAGGCAGCUAACAGAGAUAAAAGAAAAGAGCAACCAUCUCAAUGAAGGAAUCCGGCAGCUUGACAUGGAUUUAGAGGAACACCAAGGUGAAAAAAAUCUGAAAUAUAAAGAAUUGAAGAAGCGAGAGGAAAGCAUGGAUAACUUUCUCGAAUCUUUUGAAGAGACAAAGAACCAGGAACUGGAACGGAAAUCAGAGAUAGAGGCCAAUAUUGUGGCCCUUUUGGAGCACUCGAGCCGGAAUGUAAGUCGUAUGAAGCAGAUAUCUUCUGUAACAAAUCAAGAAUUGAAGAUCAUGCAGGAAGAUCUCACUUUCAAAUCAAGUGAAAUGCAAAAAUCACAGAGUACAGCUAAAAAUCUGGGUACAGAUAGUCCAGAGACUCCAAUGGACCUCCAGAAGAUGGGCUUAUUGGGGAAGAUGGUUGAUGAACUAACCUCACUCAAAGAAAAAAUUGAACAGAUGACCAAGGACUUGGAAGUAUAUAAUAAUCUGCCUGCUCUGAAAACAGCAGGAGAAGAAAAGAAAAAGAAACUGCAAGAAGAGAAAGAAAGAUUGAUCAAACAUCAGGAUGCAUUCAAGAAAAUUAUGGAACAUUUGAAUAAAGAAUAUGAAGGCCUAAAGUUGCAGCUCCAGGAGAAUGAAACACAUGCUCAGCUCACGAAUCUGGAAAGGAAAUGGCAACACCACGAGCAAAAUAAUUUUGUUAUGAAAGAAUUUAUAGCUACAAAAAGCCAGGAAAGUGACUAUGGGCCCAUAAUGAACGAUGUGAUGAAGGAAGUUGCAGAAUAUAACAAAACUAUAAUAGAAGCUUUACAGAGCAGCAAGAAUUUAUCCUAGAUCUGCCUAACUUGGAUGGACCAAUUAAGGAUUUACAUACAGUUAUUUUGAAGAACAUUGACAUUUGAAGGCACUCUAGAUCACAUUAGUAUAACCGGUGUAUCUUUUUUUCCUGUAUUCUAGGGAGCAUGAUAGACCCAUGCCAGGCACAUCUGUUUGUUUUCCUUUGAAUUCAUUCUGUAUUAUAAAACAAUUGUUCAGUGAAGAUUCUUUCAUUUAUAUUUGUUUUGCUUUGUUAAAUAAGCAAUAUAGUUUGAUUUACAUCAUUUUAAAAAAACAGUGUGAUUGUAAGUACACUAAAGUGCUUAAGUUUCUUCUUAAAGUAGUAACUUCAAAAGCAGAAAAAUGUUAUUAUUCUAUAUUUCUAUUUAUCUUGACAUAUCAGAAUUGUUCUACAUUGAACUGUGUUUAAGAUGCAUAAAGAAAUUUAAGAAGUCACCCUGUAUUCCCCCCACCACCAAGAUUAUGCAGUAAAAGUCAUAUGUAGCAAAAUGAAUAUCUAAGAAAUGACUUCUUAACCCUCAGUAUCUGAGGAAUCCAGGGACUCCAGCUUGAAAUAAGCUAUCUGACUUGAAAAAUUCACAGCAUUCUUUCUAUCUGAAGCAUACUAGGGUCUUAUGGAGUCACUUCUUGCUGUAGGAGGAUAAAACUCUCAAUGGGAUCCAGAGAGCAGCAAACCAGAAGUACUGUGUUGACAAGGGAAUCAUCAUGAAUGAGCAAAAACCAAAUCAGCUCUUCUUGUUGACCCAUCUCCCUUGUUCCUAAGGGAACCCUCUGUGAGUAAUGUUCUGUUUGUAAAACCCCAUUGAUAAGCCUGAAUAAGAAAAGCAAACAGAGCAAAAAUGUGCAACUAGUUUUUCUGACUGAUACCAAAAGCCCAGAUGACUCCCUUUCCUCACAAAUGUAACUUUUUCAUGCUGCUUUAUCUUUCCAAUGGAUGUUCAGUAACCUGGUAAUUUCUGAGGAAUGCAGGAAUGACUAAAGAACAGUUACACAGAUUGGCUAAUGCAAAAUAAUAAAAUGUAAUCCAAAUUUUUAAAAAAUCAAAGUAUUUGGAACUGUAUUUCAAACAGAUUUUGGCAUUUUGCUCUUGUUGGAUGGUUGCAUUGUUGUUAUAGUGAACAUUUGCAUCCUGAACCAAAGACCAUUGCAUGAAAUAUUUAUUUUUAUUAUUUCAUUUAUUUCCUGACUUUCAUCCAAGUUCUCAGGAUGGUACACUUGGAAGUCUCCAUUUUGUCUCUGAAGUACAAAUGUUAUGACAGGCAUCCUUUAGUUCAUUUCCAAAUGGUUAAUCAAAUAAGCCAAUGGCUUCACCAUCAUGGACAUAUCACAUAUUAUACUUAGGCCAAAACAAACCACCUUACGUGAUUGUCAGUGAUUGCCCCAAAUCUUUCAAAUGAGUUUCCUUAGAUAGAAUUUUACUGUGGUACUACAUUAUUUCAUGCUUGUGCUAUAUUUAAUGGGGAGGGGGGAUUUU